Knipowitschia caucasica is the source of this 891-nucleotide messenger RNA. Lineage: Eukaryota; Metazoa; Chordata; Actinopteri; Gobiiformes; Gobiidae. The record is from the annotation of a GenBank genome assembly.
AUGUUGCACCUGAUCCUGACCAUGCCGUCUCUGCUGUUCCUGCAGGGGUUCCUCCAGGUGCUCCUGCUGCUGGUCUGUAGCUCUGAAGCCUACAAACCUGUCAUCAUUGUGCAUGGACUGUUCGACGAACCAAAUAAUUUCAAGACUCUCACCAAGUUCAUCCAGCAGGCCCAUCCCGACACAGAGGUCACUGCUCUGGACUUGUUCGACAAUGUAAAAAGUCUGAGGCCUCUGUGGACUCAGACCAAGGGCUUUCGGUCUGCUCUGGAGUCCAAGCUGAACCAGAGCAGGGAGAGCGCCCACCUGCUCUGCUUCUCACAAGGAGGUGUGAUCUGCAGAGCGCUGCUGUCUGUGAUCCCAAACCACAACAUUCACACAUUCAUCGCCUUGUCCUCUCCUCUGGCCGGACAGUUCGGAGUCACAGACUAUGUGAAGAAGGUGGUCCCUGUCCCAAAGAAGCUGGUGUACAAAUUGUGCUACCUGCGCUUGUGGCAGGACAUCUCCAUCUGCGAGUACUGGAACGAUCCUCAUCACAGAGACUUGUACCUGAAAAAAGUCGACUUCCUGCCGCUGAUCAACGGAGAAAUCCAACAUGAGCAUCUCGACGAGUGGAAGAAGAACUUCCUGCAGAUAAAGAAGAUGGUUCUGAUCGGAGGUCCAGACGACGGGGUCAUUACUCCGUGGCAGUCCAGUCACUUUGGAUUCUACAACGAUAACGAAGAAGUGGUGGAGAUGAAGAAUCAGGAGUUUUACACCUCUGACGCCUUUGGCCUGAAGACGCUGGACUCUCGUGGAGACAUCUCAGUCUGUGUUCAGUCUGGAGUCCCUCAUCUCCACUGGCACAUUAACAUCACCGUCUUCAACAACUGCAUUAAGGAUUGGCUCAUCUGA